AUGCCAGGCCUUGUCAAUUACGCUGCUUCUCCCACCCCUUCCCCUCCUCCCUCCACAAAGAGGGGGGAGCAGGUCUCGCAACCUGUAAGUCUUCCCCCUCUUUCUCAAGUAAAGCCACCUCGAAGGACGCCAUCGGGUAUACGCAAAUUGCCCAAACCGAGCGGGUCACCCGCUGUCGUCCACCCUGCUCCCUCGCCUACAAUACCCACCGGUACAUCGGCAAAGCGCCGGCGGACGUCCGAAUCAUUGGACAAGUCAGAAGCUCCAGCUCCGAGCCUCGACCUUCCUCAAAAUUUGACGCACACCGCUCAAUCGUCCUUACCCGCAUCAGUCCUCGCUUCGGACCCGGUCACGACCGCCGAGGAAGCAGGCGAGGAGGAUGGCUGGCCGGGAUAUCCGGGAUGGUCAGAUGAGGAGGUGUUCCGGAGGGUCUCUCGGCCAGAUGAGAUCCCGGGGCUGGAAAAUUGGGGAAUACCAGCCGAGGUGGAUCCUGAGGAGUGUGAUGAUGCCUUAAAGGCGAAAGUCUCCAACUUUCUCAAGCUCAAAUACGAGAAAGGGGAGCAUAUCAACACACGCUUGCUGUCAUCUGCUGCAUUCGCAAAUCCUUACAUCUAUUCCAAGCUGGUCGACUUCGUCCAAAUAUCCGAGCACGGUACCCAGUUCCCCUCUGCUGGAUGGCUUACUCGACGCAACCUCGAAAGCGAAAUACCGCUGUACGGCCCAGCAGCAACCGCCGCUCAGCAGAAAGCCAAACAGGAUGCGGCCAAAAGGGCACAGGAAGUGGGGAAACGAAAAGAGAUUGCGUUCAAGCCAGGAAGAGCGGCAGAUGAGGGUGAAGAUAGAAGAGCGGGAUCUGGGGGAUGGGAUAGCGGAAGAGGAGAUCGAGGCCGGGGAAAUGAGGGCCGGGAGAGACAAGGUGGUCAAGGUGGGAAGCGCGGGAGGGAGAGUAUGGGGAAUGAGGUGGGACGUCGGAAGCGGUAG
Molecule: messenger RNA, 981 nt
Organism: Dioszegia hungarica
Lineage: Eukaryota; Fungi; Basidiomycota; Tremellomycetes; Tremellales; Bulleribasidiaceae
Product: HCNGP-like protein-domain-containing protein
Exons: 4
Coding region: 1-981 (326 amino acids)
Biological process (GO): regulation of DNA-templated transcription
Cellular component (GO): nucleus
Source: RefSeq, a predicted model, not a curated record